This is a messenger RNA of Bathycoccus prasinos, 1233 nucleotides long. RefSeq names its product molybdenum cofactor biosynthesis protein A. Gene Ontology annotation, biological process: Mo-molybdopterin cofactor biosynthetic process. Gene Ontology annotation, molecular function: cyclic pyranopterin monophosphate synthase activity; 4 iron, 4 sulfur cluster binding; GTP 3',8'-cyclase activity. The transcript has a single exon. The record is from RefSeq and is a predicted model, not a curated record. Lineage: Eukaryota; Viridiplantae; Chlorophyta; Mamiellophyceae; Mamiellales; Bathycoccaceae. Bases 1 to 1233 code for a protein of 410 amino acids.
AUGCAGCGCGGGAGAAGAAGCCCCGCAACAAUAUUGCGCCAACUCCUCCUCGUCUCUCGAACGCCCCUCUUCAGUGACAACAAAAACUGCGCGCCGAAAAAACUAUACGCGGCAAACCCUCUGCCGUUGUUCGAGGACGAAAACGACGGGAAGACUAAAACCGAAUGGAAAAAGCGCAGACAAACGACGGCGGAUGAGUUAAAACCACCAACGACGAAUACGAAUACGAAUCAACAGUUUUCCAUGCUCACGGACACGUUUAACCGCCACCACGACUAUUUGCGGAUAUCUCUGACGGAAAGGUGCAACUUGCGAUGUCUGUAUUGCAUGCCAGAGGAUGGGAUCGAUUUAGCGCCGAAAGAUGAUUUAUUAACGACCGAGGAGAUUGAACGUUUGGUGAAGUUAUUUGCGAAAGAAGGCGGGGUGAGGAAAGUUCGUCUGACGGGUGGAGAACCGACGGUGAGGAAAGAUUUAACAGACAUAGUGGAACGAAUAUCGAGGAUAGAUGGGAUAGAACACGUGGCGAUGACGACGAAUGGCGUCGCGUUGAAGAGUAAACUUGACGCGUUGAAACGGAACGGUUUGAAGUCGAUCAACGUGAGUUUAGAUUCGUUGGUAAAGGCAAAAUUUGAGUUCAUGACGAGGCGAGACGGGUUAGAGAAAGUGUUGAAAUCAAUCGACGAGGCUAUUCGGAUCGGGAUAGAGACGGUUAAAGUAAACGUCGUUGUCGUGAGAGGGCAGAACGACGACGAGUUGUUAGAUUUUGUGCAAUUCGCGAAAGAGAAACCAGUCAACGUGAGGUUUAUUGAGUACAUGCCGUUCAACGGGAACAAAUGGGAGACGCGAAAAAUGGUAUCCUACGCGGAAAUGUUUGAUACCAUUCAAAAAAAGUACCCAUCGAUCGCGCGAAUCCCGGAUGAAACCAAAUCUGAGGUUGGGAAGAACUUCCAAAUCGAUGAUUUUCAAGGCACGGUGUCCUUCGUGACGAGCAUGACGAACCAUUUUUGCGGCGGGUGUAAUCGAUUGCGUAUAUUAGCGGAUGGAAAUUUGAAAGUGUGUUUGUUUGGUAACGCCGAAGUAUCUUUGCGAGACGCCAUGCGCGUAGAUAACGCGUCCGACGAUGUUUUGAAGGCCAUCGUGGAAGGCGCGGUGAAGAGAAAGAAAGCGAAACAUGCGGGCAUGGAGAAUUUAGCUUUCAUGGAAAACCGGUCGAUGAUACGCAUUGGAGGAUAA